AUGAAAGACCCCCUGGCCGUGCUGAAUGCCAUCCAUCAGGUGUUGGUUUCGGCAGGAUUGCAUGCAGAGCUCUCGCUACCCACCAUUGCAGUGGUGGGAUCGCAGUCUGUGGGCAAGACAUCUGUUUUGCAGAGCCUCGUGGGCAGAGAUUUUCUACCACGAGGAAGCGGGAUAGUGACCCGGCGGCCGUUGAUUCUGCAGCUUCAACAGGUCCGCAAUGCAGGAGCCGGACACAGCGAGUGGGCAGAGUUCCAGCACAGCAAUCGAAGGUUUAGUGACUUCGGCGACGUCCGCAGAGAGAUCGAAGCCGAAACGGCGCGUGUGUGUAGUGGCAGUCGCAGUGUCAGCGACGAGCCGAUCCUUCUCAGAAUCUUCUCUCCGGCAGUCAUGGACUUGACCCUUGUCGACCUACCCGGACUGACCAAGGUACCAACCGGUGACCAGCCCAAGGACAUCUCUAAGAGAAUCCAGAAUCUGGUCAAGAAGUACGUGGCUAGCAGCAACACUCUGAUCCUUGCCGUGUCCGCGGCAAACGUCGACUUGGCCACCUCGGAUGCGCUUGCUUUGGCCCGAGAGGUGGAUCCUCAGGGUCAGCGCACAGUCGGGGUGCUCACGAAGCUGGACCUGGCAGAGGAACAGAGCACAGCCUUCGAAGCACUUGCGGGUGAAGUCUACCCACUUCGCCUGGGCUACACCGCGGUUGUUUGCAGGAACGAGAAGUCAAGCCAGGCUGGGAUGACCUUCGAGGAUGCACUGAAGGAGGAACACGAUUUCUUCACGCGACAGCAGCGCUUCGAACCACUGCUGUCCCAGUGCGGCAUUCCCAACCUCGCACAGCGACUGCAAUUCCUGCUCUUGAACCACAUCAGAGAGGCUUUGCCUUCCCUGCGCACGAACGUGCAGCAAGUGGCUGGGAAGUGUCGCGAGGAGCUCGCGACUCUCGGCGACGAAAACCUGGAGAAGCAGAUGGGGCAAGGGCCACUCUUGCUACAUUUGAUCUCCUGCUACGUGCGUCAUUUCGGUGACUUGCUUGAGGGCCGCGUCGAGCAUCGUCUACAGGAACCUCCGCCAGCCAAGCUGGUUGGUGGCGCUCGGAUCCAUCACAUUUUCCAUCGAGUGUUCGCCCAGGAGAUACUCCAGUUCGAUGCCUUCACGGGGCUGUCUGACAUGGACAUCCGCGUUGCAAUGAGAAAUGCUGCUGGCCCUAAGCCACAGCUUUUCGUGCCAGAGAUCGCCUUCGAAAGGAUGGUGAAGCGCCAGAUUCAAAAGCUGGAAGAUCCGGCCCUUCAGUGUGUCGCCUUGGUCUUCGAGGAGCUGAAGCAGUUGGCCUCUCAAAGUGGCCUUGGCUGCGGGCAGGCGCUGCUGCAAGGUGAAGUCGGCGACCUGCAACGGUUUCCAGGACUGCGCGAGAAGGUUCUCGAAGUCGCGCACAGCGUCAUUCGAAGGUCCCUGCAGCCGACACACAACAUGGUCUCCAACUUGAUCCGGAUCGAAAGAGAGUUCAUCAAUGUGGAUCACCCGGACUUCAUCGGGGGCUUGCGAGCCAUGUCUUGUGUCCAGGACACACGGCCAGAGACGCCUCCAGCAGCCGAGGCCAUGGGAAGCCGGCAGCCCUCACAGAACGAGGACGUAAUACGGCUGCCGCCCGUGCCGCUGGUCGUCACCCCCGCGGGGGAGCCUUCGGAGAAGGAGCGCAUGGACACGGAGCUCCUGAAGUCGCUGCUGCUGUCUUAUUUCACGAUAGUGAAAAGAAAGAUCAUCGACUCCGUCCCUAAGGCCAUCAUGCAUUUCAUGGUCAAUUCGGUACAGGAGACCCUGCAUGCGGAGUGCAUCUCCGAGUUGUACAAGCCCGAGCUCAUCUCUCAGCUUCUGCAAGAGCCUGAGGAGCUCCGACAGAAACGUCGAAGCUGUGAGGCGGGGAGCUCCUGA
Symbiodinium sp. CCMP2592 is the source of this 1929-nucleotide messenger RNA. The record is from the annotation of a GenBank genome assembly. Lineage: Eukaryota; Dinophyceae; Suessiales; Symbiodiniaceae.